This is a messenger RNA of Rotaria sp. Silwood2, 624 nucleotides long. The record is from the annotation of a GenBank genome assembly. NCBI's taxonomy places the organism in Eukaryota, Metazoa, Rotifera, Eurotatoria, Philodinida, Philodinidae.
AUGAUACGUAAUAUUAGUGAUGAAGAAUUUCAUGCUAUAAAAACAUUAAAGAAUAAUAAAGAAAUCAUCAUAAGUCGUGCUGAUAAAGGAAAUGCUAUAGUAAUAAUGGAUAGAAAAGAUUACAUGGAAAAAAUGCAACAAAUUCUAAAAUUAAAGCAGUUUAUACAUACUCCUAACUCACUACUCAAAGAAAAAGAAAAAGAAAUGAAUAAUUACCUUCGUCAAUUACAUAACGAAAAUGUUAUAACUAAACAAUUAUAUCGUCAAUUAAGUUCUACUUGCUCUUCCUUAUCUUGUAUGUAUGGACAGCCAAAAAUACAUAAACAAGGCUACCCAUUAAGACCUAUUAUCUCAUCAAUUGGAAGCUAUAACUAUGAAUUGUCUAAAUAUUUAGCAAAUCUAUUGAAAAAUAAUCUUACAACUAAAGCGGAUUCUUUCAUACGCGACUCUUUUGACCUAGUAACAAAAAUAAAAAACAUUAAUUGUAAUAAAAAUCUAAUUAUGUGUAGUUUCGAUGUCGAUGCAUUAUAUACUAAUGUACCUGUAAAAGAAGCAAUCGAAAUAGCUGUGAAUGAUAUGAUUAAAUCUAAAACGAUUAACAACACUCCGUUUAAUAAAAUCUAG